CUCACGACACAACUGUCAUCUUCGCUAACUUUAAUGAUAAAUGUGUAAAAACAUUUACUUGUAGAAACCCGUAAAGAGUUUCAACCUACUAUUAUAUCAUUAUUUUUGUGUUAAUUUUUGUUAAUAAGUAUAUUCAUGUAGAUUAGCGGAUAUAAUAUUUUUUAGUGCCGAUUGUAUCUCUUUUUCACAAAUUAUCGUUGUCGAAAUGGACCUAGAAGACAAUGCAUUGGGUUUGACCCAAGAACAAACUGAUAAAAUUCUGCAGUUCCAAGAUUUAACAGGGAUUGAAGAUAUGUCGAUAUGCAGAGAUGUUCUUCAAAGACAUCAAUGGGAUUUGGAGGUUGCAAUACAGGAACAGCUCAAUAUGAGGGAAGGUCGACCUUCAGUAUUUGCGACAGAAGCGAGAGCACCUCCAGUUGUCCAUGAUCACAUAGCACAGCAGGUGUUCACAGAUGAGGUGCCUGAAAGUCCAGGAGGAGUGCGUGGGCUACUGCGCUAUGUAGUCAACCUAGUUGUAUCAGUGUGUUAUAAUACAAUAUCUUCUGUUUUAAACUUGCUGCUAAGUUUUGUCAGAAAUGAUGAAAGAAGAUUGGUAACGGACCCAUUGGGGGAUGUGAUGAGCUUCAUUAACAGCUACACACCCCGUUAUUCCCCGCAUCCUGUGUUCUAUCAGGGAACUUAUGCCCAGGCUCUCAACGAUGCUAAGAAUGAGCUAAGAUUUCUUGUAGUCUACCUGCACUCAGAAUCAGCAACUGAGACACAGAACUUCUGCAGAAGUACAUUAGCCGACCCGGAUGUGAUCCAAUAUAUUAACACACAUGCACUCUUCUGGGGUUGCUCUAUCGACACGUCAGAGGGCUGGCGAGUUGCACAAUCAGUAGGUGGUCGGAGAUACCCAUUGUUGUGUGUAGUAUGUGUAAGGGAUCACCGCAUGACUGUGGUUGCAAGAAAUGAGGGUACAUGUGCACCGCAGCAAUUGCUACAGAGGCUGCAGAGAAUUGUAGAAGAGAAUGAACCACACCUUACUGCAGCUAGAGCGGACAGGGUGGAGCGCGAGGUGACAGCGCGGUUACGCGCCGCCCAGGACGAGGCGUACGAGGAGUCGCUGAAGGCGGACCAGGAGAAAGAGCGGCGACGUGCGGCCGACCGCGCCGCCCGGGACCAGGUGCAACGUGACCACGCGCAGAAACAGAUGCUGGAAGAGCAACACAAGCAACAGAUUAUAGCGGCGCGGGCCACAAUAGCAGCCAAAUUGCCGAGCGAGCCCCUAGCCGGGAAGGAUACCGUCGCGUUACUAAUACGCCUCCCCGGGGGAGAGCGACUUACCAGGCGUUUCCUACUCGCGAACACCACACAGGAUUUAUACGACUUCGUAUUCAGCCACCCGCAGUCACCCGAGGAGUUUGAGAUCACAACCAAUUUCCCAAAACGUGUUAUAGUGCGGGGAUAUUCCAAUUUGCAUGACGCCGGUCUCAAAGACCGCGAUGUACUGUUCGUGAACGAUAUAAAUGCAUAACAAGUUUUAUAUAAUAAAUAAUUAAAUGAAUAAAGUACGUUUUCUUCUUA
This is a messenger RNA of Pararge aegeria (speckled wood butterfly), 1566 nucleotides long. RefSeq names its product FAS-associated factor 2 (gene Faf2). Gene Ontology annotation, cellular component: endoplasmic reticulum. Gene Ontology annotation, molecular function: ubiquitin binding. The coding region runs from base 206 to 1516 and encodes 436 amino acids. NCBI's taxonomy places the organism in Eukaryota, Metazoa, Arthropoda, Insecta, Lepidoptera, Nymphalidae. The record is from RefSeq and is a predicted model, not a curated record. The transcript has 7 exons.